Messenger RNA from Paramecium pentaurelia, 749 nucleotides. The record is from the annotation of a GenBank genome assembly. Lineage: Eukaryota; Ciliophora; Oligohymenophorea; Peniculida; Parameciidae.
AUGCUAUCCUACUUAAGAUUUUUUAGAUUCACUUCUUUUAGAACUGAUCCUUAUAUAAUUUUAGGGAUUAAUAAAGAUGCUUCAAUGUAAUAGAUUAAAGAUGCAUAUAUUGCAAUGUGUAAGAAAUGUAAUAAUAUUGAUUAAUUGAAGAUCAUCCUGAUUUGAAUAAUGAGACUGAUGCCAAAGAGAAAUUUGCAGAAAUACAUUAAGCUUACAAUUAACUUAAGCAACGCAAAUUUUAUGAAUAAGUAGAAGAAGAAUUUAAACAAAAUUAUUAGUAAUCUUGAUUCUCAUUAAGUAUAGUUCAGCUUAAUCAGAAGAAGAAUGUUUUAAAUAAAUAUUUGGAUUCUAUUUCUAUGAGAAUCCAUAAGAAUAUUAUAAGCCUGAGAAUGCAUAAAAGAGAGCAGAUUAUUAAGAGAUGUUGCGUAAAUAUAAAAGUCAAAAUGAGAAACAAAGUUCCACUAAUCAACAAGUGUUUAAUGAUGUAAAGAUAAAUAGAAACUUUAAUUCUGAUAAUAUAUACAGUAUAUAUCUAUAUAUAUAAUCUAGGAUAUAGUGAUCAUACUUUCCUUAAAGUAUUAAUGAUGUUCACAUUUGUUGUGUCAGUAACAAGUGCAUAUAUUUUCUUUUAUAAGAAAUCAACAACAUAUGCUAAAAACACAAUCACAGAUUCUUAAAUUCUCAGAAUGAAAACUUUAUCUUUAAUUAGAUAAUAGAAAGUGGCUGAAGAAAAAUAACUAAAACUUUGA